AUGCAGAAUUCCUCAGCGUUUAGCGUCGAUUCCUUAAUGGGGAAGAAAUCCCUCGACCCUAAGACAGCUGAUCUGGAGAAAGAGAACGAACGAAAGUCGGCAUUUUCUGUGGCUCCGCCAUUGCCAAAGCGUGAGUUUCCUCCGAGUGUAUGUCACUGCCAACCCUGUCAGCAAACAGCCGUAUCAGGUUACACCGCCAUUAGCCAGCCUGUACCACCAGAGCCACGCUUCAUGCCCUUGCAAUCCAUGGCAGGCGCUGUUUCAGUGCCUCCCUCAGUUUAUCUGCCUAAAAGUAAGUAACCUUUUUCUACUUGUAAAGCGAUUUCUUCUUACCAUUUUCCGUCCGUUUUCACUGCACACGAAGCUCUUAAACUAGUCUUUAAACAAAGAAUCAAUACAUUUCUUUUCUCAAUGAAAGUUCUCUACAACCGUUUCAGGUUUUAAAACAUGAACCCCCCAAAAUUCUUUCUGUUCUUUCAUUUUACUCUUAAAACAACGUCUUCAAGUGUCCUUUCGCGUUGUCAUGAAAGUGGCCGGUUUUACUUUUGCUAGGUAAGGUUAAUUUUUAGUUCCGCUCGAGUUGCCAACGGCGCAAUAAAAGAAUAUACUAUGUGUAUCAAAUUGGAUUUUUAUAACCAGACACUCUUUUUUUGUCAGUACAUUUGCAAAACGCUGUCUUUUUUUGCCUGUUUCUUUUCUCAGUAAUAGAAAAACGACAUUCAAUACAAGAAAUGAACCAAGAAACAAAAAAUAUACCAUUUUUUCGUUGGAAAAUAAAGUUGGAAAAUAAAGUUAAAAAUUCUGGGUACAUUUUAUCUUAACAUGAAAAAACCAUUCUAUAUUCUCUCUAUUUUACCUUAGUAGUCAUCUUUAGGAAACAAUCUUAAUGAAUUAAACGAGAAUGUAUUUUGUUUCUACACUUUUUCUAAUCUAGCCUUUUCAGUGCACUAACGAUUUUUUUACAUUUCUGAUUAAUUGGUCAUAGACUAAAUAUGAAAGAAUAAAACUGGACUACAAAUUAUAAGCAAGAAAUUACGGGCACUAUCGGCUGCUUUCUUUAAUUUGCCAACUGUAUAUAUCGCUAAGUUAAACGUUAAAUUGUUCGUUUAUCACAAUCAUUGGCCUAACCGAUACACGAAACCAAAAGCCUACUAAAUGAGAUGUAGCUCCAUAAUCAACCCUUUUUACUUGAAUGUAUAUCUAGUUUAAUCGAACAUUUUAUUGAGAGCACUUGAUUUUGAAGUGAGAGCUUCAGUAUUUUGUAGAUUUUGCGAUCAAACUGCUUUAAAGUUUGUAAUUUUUGGUCUCACAGAAUUUUCUUAGGGUGUGGUUUAGGCUAAAAAUAUUAAUUCUAAGGUAUCAUUUCUGAAAAUAGUCUUACGAAUGAGAAUUUUGUUGUGAUUUCUUGAAUGCCUCGAAUUCUAACUGCAAAAUCCGGUAAGUUAACGUCUUUUUAACUCUCCUGAACAUUACAUAUGCCCCAAAGGUUUCCACAAAGAUUUCAGAACCGUCCUCAGCCCACUCGAACAGUCAGAAAACGAGUUUAACAGCUCUCAUCAAUAAAAUUUCAUCUUAAUUUUAAUCGCGUCUAAAAGCACAGGAAACGGGCGAGCAAUCAAACGGUUAGUUUAACAGUUGGACUCCCGGUAACGCGAAAUUUAUAUAGUGUAUUCUAAUUGUUUCAAAAGUGUAUGUUACAGGAAUUUCACGGUCAUUUAAGUUCAAAGUUCUUAGAGUGUUUGACUAACAUCGAUAACUGAUCGAUUUUAUGCCUCAAAGCCAUGAUUUUAAUCUUUGAGUGUCUAAUAUAGAUGCUACAUUUUGAUCCAACUUAAAGGUUAUACUGACAAAACGGUGCGUUAUAUUUGAGGUCAAUCGUUUCACGUAAACAUAGCAAUUACUGGGAUAGUCAAGAAAAAGAAACAACUCUUUCUGAUUCCCCUUUUCGUUAAAGAAUAGUCUUUGCAUCCUGAGAACAGUUUUAAAGAUGACAGAUGACGCAAUGACGUCUUGUUUUUAAUUCCAAGGUCAGGAAGGGACGGUUUUGUUUGUAAAAAAGACUCUUUAUCGGGUUUCUGCGCGCUUUCUUAAAGAACCAUUAACGCGCGUGCUUGUAAACAAAAGCGAACACACACCGUUUCUCAUCGAUAUAAUUAAGUGGCGACUUUUUGUUGUUUCUCUCCUUGUUUUACUGUAGAUAAUGGAAAGUUGAAAAUUNUAGUAGUCAUCUUUAGGAAACAAUCUUAAUGAAUUAAACGAGAAUGUGUUUUGUUUCUACACUUUUUCUAAUCUAGCCUUUUCAGUGCACUAACGAUUUUUUUACAUUUCUGAUUAAUUGGUCAUAGACUAAAUAUGAAAGAAUAAAACUGGACUACAAAUUAUAAGCAAGAAAUUACGGGCACUAUCGGCUGCUUUCUUUAAUUUGCCAACUGUAUAUAUCGCUAAGUUAAACGUUAAAUUGUUCGUUUAUCACAAUCAUUGGCCUAACCGAUACACGAAACCAAAAGCCUACUAAAUGAGAUGUAGCUCCAUAAUCAACCCUUUUUACUUGAAUGUAUAUCUAGUUUAAUCGAACAUUUUAUUGAGAGCACUUGAUUUUGAAGUGAGAGCUUCAGUAUUUUGUAGAUUUUGCGAUCAAACUGCUUUAAAGUUUGUAAUUUUUGGUCUCACAGAAUUUUCUUAGGGUGUGGUUUAGGCUAAAAAUAUUAAUUCUAAGGUAUCAUUUCUGAAAAUAGUCUUACGAAUGAGAAUUUUGUUGUGAUUUCUUGAAUGCCUCGAAUUCUAACUGCAAAAUCCGGUAAGUUAACGUCUUUUUAACUCUCCUGAACAUUACAUAUGCCCCAAAGGUUUCCACAAAGAUUUCAGAACCGUCCUCAGCCCACUCGAACAGUCAGAAAACGAGUUUAACAGCUCUCAUCAAUAAAAUUUCAUCUUAAUUUUAAUCGCGUCUAAAAGCACAGGAAACGGGCGAGCAAUCAAACGGUUAGUUUAACAGUUGGACUCCCGGUAACGCGAAAUUUAUAUAGUGUAUUCUAAUUGUUUCAAAAGUGUAUGUUACAGGAAUUUCACGGUCAUUUAAGUUCAAAGUUUUUAGAGUGUUUGACUAACAUCGAUAACUGAUCGAUUUUAUGCCUCAAAGCCAUGAUUUUAAUCUUUGAGUGUCUAAUAUAGAUGCUACAUUUUGAUCCAACUUAAAGGUUAUACUGACAAAACGGUGCGUUAUAUUUGAGGUCAAUCGUUUCACGUAAACAUAGCAAUUACUGGGAUAGUCAAGAAAAAGAAACAACUCUUUCUGAUUCCCCUUUUCGUUAAAGAAUAGUCUUUGCAUCCUGAGAACAGUUUUAAAGAUGACAGAUGACGCAAUGACGUCUUGUUUUUAAUUCCAAGGUCAGGAAGGGACGGUUUUGUUUGUAAAAAAGACUCUUUAUCGGGUUUCUGCGCGCUUUCUUAAAGAACCAUUAACGCGCGUGCUUGUAAACAAAAGCGAACACACACCGUUUCUCAUCGAUAUAAUUAAGUGGCGACUUUUUGUUGUUUCUCUCCUUGUUUUACUGUAGAUAAUGGAAAGUUGAAAAUUGUUAAUGGGCAGCUCAUUAUGGGAAAAACAUGUUAAAUUUUUCACAGCUUUCGCGGAUGAUGGCAAGCUACUUAAUAGGUUAAAAGUUAUAGGCAACACACUAAUAGCAUUUGUUCCAUCUAAUUAUUGUAUCGUUUCCCCUAUACUUGAAACAAACAGAUUCUUCGUCUUUCUUCUCGAUAUUAAGCCCCUUAAUUUUCCCUGUAUUGGACAAUAGUCCCAAAGAGCUCUCACUGUUUUUACAUUUCCGGAUGCAAAANAUCUUAAUUUUAAUCGCGUCUAAAAGCACAGGAAACGGGCGAGCAAUCAAACGGUUAGUUUAACAGUUGGACUCCCGGUAACGCGAAAUUUAUAUAGUGUAUUCUAAUUGUUUCAAAAGUGUAUGUUACAGGAAUUUCACGGUCAUUUAAGUUCAAAGUUCUUAGAGUGUUUGACUAACAUCGAUAACUGAUCGAUUUUAUGCCUCAAAGCCAUGAUUUUAAUCUUUGAGUGUCUAAUAUAGAUGCUACAUUUUGAUCCAACUUAAAGGUUAUACUGACAAAACGGUGCGUUAUAUUUGAGGUCAAUCGUUUCACGUAAACAUAGCAAUUACUGGGAUAGUCAAGAAAAAGAAACAACUCUUUCUGAUUCCCCUUUUCGUUAAAGAAUAGUCUUUGCAUCCUGAGAACAGUUUUAAAGAUGACAGAUGACGCAAUGACGUCUUGUUUUUAAUUCCAAGGUCAGGAAGGGACGGUUUUGUUUGUAAAAAAGACUCUUUAUCGGGUUUCUGCGCGCUUUCUUAAAGAACCAUUAACGCGCGUGCUUGUAAACAAAAGCGAACACACACCGUUUCUCAUCGAUAUAAUUAAGUGGCGACUUUUUGUUGUUUCUCUCCUUGUUUUACUGUAGAUAAUGGAAAGUUGAAAAUUGUUAAUGGGCAGCUCAUUAUGGGAAAAACAUGUUAAAUUUUUCACAGAUUUCACCGAAGGCGGCAAGCUACUUAAUAGGUUAAAAGUUAUAGGCAACACACUAAUAGCAUUUGUUCCAUCUAAUUAUUGUAUCGUUUCCCCUAUACUUGAAACAAACAGAUUCUUCGUCUUUCUUCUCGAUAUUAAGCCCCUUAAUUUUCCCUGUAUUGGACAAUAGUCCCAAAGAGCUCUCACUGUUUUUACAUUUCCGGAUGCAAAAACUUUCCACUGGAACAUAUUUUCCAAUUCCCACAUUAUAAACGAAAAAUCUGUUGAAACCAUUUGAUUCUUCCUAAUGUGACACGCUUAAAAAUUUUCAGAAAAUAGAGUUCAGAUUAGGUUCAGUUUUAAGCAAGGAAAGUUAUUGCUUCAAGUUCCGGACUGUCAUACGAAAAGCUGAAACGAUCAUUUAGUGUUUAAUUGUCAAUGAACAAGAGAGGAUAACUUAGUAAAUAAAGUUUUUUGGCUUUUUGAUACAAGAGUCAAAACAAAAUCAUUAACUAACUUUCGAACUUAGAUUAUAGAUUACUCCUUCUCGAGUGAACAGUUUCCUUCAAAAGCUCUUUCUCUCCCUCUCUAUUUUCUUUCGUCUUAUCUGUUUUUAUUUUCGUGUAUUUUCUUUUCCCUGUUGGAUUCUUUCCUUCCCUUCUUCUUGUCGUUAGCUUCUGCCUCGCGAGGUUCUGCGAUUUACGUAUUUCUAGUAAAGAGAGGGCAAGAGAGAAUUCCGCUUUCUCAGGGAGGAGCAACACUUUUAGAUGAGAAAACCGAUAACGUGAGGCCAUGUCACGCCCGGUUGUCUAGUUCAUUUUGUUAUUAAUGUUAAUUGGGCGUCCUUCUUCCCUAGGAACUUGAGAAACCAGUUACUUGUGAAUGACAAAAUCAUUACAUCUUUCUUGUACAGCAAAUAUGUCUCCCACGCGUUAUAAAGAACGUUACAUACAACAAAGAUGACCCCUUGAAAAAAAUGUUGGGCUCUAACAUCUUUUUAAAAAAAACGAAAAUUGCAAUCCGUUUCAAUCUUCCUAAAGUUUGUCCAUCUGUGUCUCCUAUUGUAUUUGCUGUGUUAUUUACAGGAGUUAUUUUUAUUUUUUUACUCAGUUCGGUGGUUUUAACAGAUUUUUCGUUUAUAAUGUGGGAAUUGGAAAAUAUGUUCCAGUGGAAAGGUUUUGCUGAUAAGUUUCGUGAGACAGCAGAACAGCUGAAUGCAAGGGCGAAGGUCUAUCUCAAUGGGGUAAAAAAUACAUCAUCAGUCGUCAAAAGGCCUAAAAUUUAACCGUUAACCGUCGAAAAAGGUAAUUUUUCACCGUCAACUGUGAAAAAUGAAGAAUAAUAUUUAUCGUAAAAAUUUUUCUAGGUAUUUCAAAUAUCAGAAUUUCAGCUGAUCUUCACGGACUUCUAACUCCUCAUGAAUCUCUAAAGCGGGAAAAACAGUCUCCAUGUUCUCAGAAACACACUCUGGACGUAACAAAACCUUAAAAACUUCGGCUUAUAUUUAAUUAUAUUUCGAAUUUCUAUAAGUGAAAGGCCAAGAUAACCUUCAAUACACAACAGUUAAAUUAAACCGUCAAUCGUCAAAAUUGGCAAAAAUGAACCGACAACCUUUAAAGCUACCACCCCAUUGAGACACUCAAGGAUGUUUCUGUGAUCCAGUACUCUUAUAUACCUUUAUAGCCAUAGCAAGAGUUACAAAGACUUUACGUUAUCGGAUUUUGCAGUUAAAAUUCGAGGCAUUCAAGAAAUCACAACAAAAUUCUCAUUCGUAAGACUAUUUUCAGAAAUGAUACCUUAGAAUUAAUAUUUUCAAUUAUCGCAGGACGUCUUACGUUUAUAUGUGAGUCGAGCUUCUGUCAUUAUGUUGGGUUUCGACCGUGUUCGGAGGCAGUUUCUCUGAGUUCUUCGGUUUUCUCCACUGACGGUAACCCCCCGGGGACACUCCCUUAUUUGGCCUAAAAGGGUUUGUGGCACUGAACAGGGUAUUGCAUGGUUUUCAGGGUAUUUUAGGCUUACCUCUAGCCAAACUUCUUUUGAACGCCCCACCCCCUCCACCACUACUACCAACACCGGAGUAAACCUCAUCUAAACCCUGUUAUCGUGCUUACUUAAUUUACCGCUUACCGACUCACCGACUUUGAUUCAAGCAGACUUAAAUUUUCUAUUUCAGCUCCUCAAAGACGCAAGAGAAAAGAAAGCAAGUCGAGACGUCAGCGAACAACCUUUACCAGCGAGCAAACACUAAAACUCGAGCUCGAAUUCCAUCAGAACGAGUACAUAACACGCUCGAGACGUUUCGAACUCGCCGCUUGUCUCAGCUUAACGGAAACACAGGUGAAAAUAUGGUUUCAAAAUCGCCGCGCAAAAGACAAGCGAUUGGAAAAAGCUCAAAUGGACCAGCAGCUAAGAAUAGCAAGUUACGCAGCCGGUGCUGGAAUCACAUAUCCCCCUUCUUACUUCAAUUACUACUCUACCCACUAUUACAAGAACAAUCCCAGCGUUCCACAGGUGCCUGGUUCUAUCGGCCAAAGAGUUGUCUAA
Messenger RNA from Porites evermanni, 7056 nucleotides. NCBI's taxonomy places the organism in Eukaryota, Metazoa, Cnidaria, Anthozoa, Scleractinia, Poritidae. The record is from the annotation of a GenBank genome assembly.